AGAUGAAACAUAAAUUUGAAAACUUUAAACUUGAUUAACUUUCUAACUAAGCAUAUAUAAAAAAAUGCAUCUAAAAAUGAGCAUUUUUCUAAGGAAAUUUCUUGAAUAGUCCAACAUUCGGGCACUUUUCUAUCUGAUCACUUGUGAAUGCCUUGGUAUAUAAAUAAUUUUAUAAAGUUGUGCAAGAAAACGUUUGAUAUUCCGAAGGAAACCAGCAGAACAUAUUGAAAAUCAUCAAAAUAUACUUAAGAUCCGGUAAAAAGGGUUUUGCAUCGUGAGAGAAGAAACUCGUAUUCCGGCACAUUUGUAAAGAAAACAGAAUUGCACCUUCUCGAGGCGUUUCUGAUACUCUAUUCCCUCUUCAUUGGCAGCAUUCUAUCAAAGACAACGCUGUCAAUCAUUUAAAAAGGUUUGAUCUUGGGAAUGAAACAUUGCGGUAAAUUCUGCAUUCAAUUGGUUAACACAUUUUCUUUAAAAAAAAAAGUAAAAAACAUUGAAUCGUCGCAAUCACUUUCGUCUGCGCAUACUUCGAUUGGAGCCGAGACGAAAACGGCAGAAUAAAAAGAUUUAGUGCGAGCUUUUAUUAGAAAGUUCAUAUCUAUAAUGCCUUUGUCAAAAAAACCCCAAAAAAAUGCCGAUAGUAAAGCAGACGGCCGACAAAAUCCCGUUACUGUUUCUACAAGCGAAAAUCUCCCGGAAGAGCAAACGCAGGAAAACGUAAGCCCGUCAUCUAUAGUGGCAACUGGAGCCGGCGUCGAAUUGGGUAUACCAACUAUUGAUCUUUCGGAGACCCCACCACGUGCUUUGGGAUUUGGUCGUCAAAAUGGCAACGAUGAAAUUUUUCAAAUUAUUGAUUUAAGCCAGACACCACCUGAUGACGAUGUAAUUUUAGUAUCCGAAAUUAAUGACAUAGUUGAUAUACGUACCCCAGUUAGAUUACAGCGUAGAAGCAAUUCAAUCUCAACUGUAUCAGGGCAAGAACAAAUUAACUCCUCAACUGCGCAAGCAUCAAACAAUAACGUGCAAAGGGCAACCCGUCGACGACGUUCAGUAGACGAUAAAAGCUCAAUUGGAAAAUUUUCAUCGCUUCAUGUUCCUCGUUCACCAUUUUCAGUAACUGGCGAAAAAUUGGACAGCCCUGCUCGAUUUGCGUGCCCUAUUUGCCUGGAAUCAACGGUGAACCAACCAACGUCCACACGUUGCGGUCAUGUUUACUGUCAAAGCUGCAUUCGUGAAGCAGUGAAAUUUAACCGCCUAUGUCCUAUGUGCAACGCUCCAGUUGCGCCAAGAGAGCUGCGCCGCAUUUACUUGUAAAAUUGCCUUUUUUUCGCCUUAAUUCUUUCUACUUAUAUAUGGAGUUUAUUUUAAAUAUUGGUUAGAACCACCACUUUUACCACUUUUUU
This is a messenger RNA of Glossina fuscipes, 1403 nucleotides long. RefSeq names its product E3 ubiquitin-protein ligase RNF220-like. The record is from RefSeq and is a predicted model, not a curated record. NCBI's taxonomy places the organism in Eukaryota, Metazoa, Arthropoda, Insecta, Diptera, Glossinidae. The transcript is spliced from 2 exons. Bases 604 to 1314 code for a protein of 236 amino acids.